AUGGGGUUUUCAAUUAAAAAAUUGGUUAAACACCAAUCUGAAGAAAAUGGUAGCACUGAUAUUUCAUCGGAUAUUGAACAACAAAACUACCCAAUUGUAACUGAUGAAAAAAAUACAGGCAAUGAAAAACAUGCUAUAUAUGAAUCUAUCAGUAAUGAUGAUGACACAAAUGAUCUUUAUGCUAUUGAAUCAGCCAUUGAAACUAAAUUGUCAUGGUUUAAUAGAUUAGCCAUAUAUUUAAAUGCAGAAACUAAAGGUAUCGAACCUGUUGGUGAAGAAGAAAGAAAUCCUGAUGAAUCAGUAGUUAACGCUGCAUCAAUGUGGUUUUCAGCAAAUAUGGUUAUUGCAGCUUAUGCAUUAGGUGGUUUGGGACCAAUGAUUUAUCAGUUAAAUUUUGGUACUUCUGUUCUAGUUAUUAUCUUUUUCAAUAUCUUAGGUUUACUACCUGUUGCUUAUUUUUCAUUAUUUGGUUGUGAACUAGGUUUAAGACAAAUGGUUUUAUCUAGAUUCUUACUAGGUAAUUUAACUGCAAGAAUCUUUGCUUUGAUUAACGUGGUUGCUUGUGUCGGUUGGGGUAUUGUUAAUACUGUGGUAUCAGCUCAAUUAUUAAAUAUGGUUAACCAUGCUUCUGGACAUGAAUGUCCUCUAUGGGCAGGUUGUAUUAUUAUCGUUGGUUGUACAGUAGCUGUAACAUUUUUUGGUUAUCGUGUUAUUCACGCAUAUGAAAAAUGGUCAUGGGUUCCAAAUUUUGCUGUCUUUUUAGUCAUUAUUGCACGUCUUGCAAAAUCUCAUAAUUUCAGUAAUGGUGAAUGGACUUCAGGCCCAACUACUGCUGGUAAUGUUCUUUCAUUUGGUUGUACCGUUUAUGGGUUUGCUACUGGCUGGACCACUUAUGCAUCCGAUUAUACUGUCUACAUGCCAAAGAAUACUAAUAAAUAUAAGGUUUUCUUUUCUCUAGUAGCUGGUUUAUCUUUCCCAUUAUUCUUUUGUAUGAUUCUAGGUGCUGCCUCUGCUAUGGGUGCCGUUAAUGAUCCAACCUGGAACCAAUACUAUCAAACUAAUUCUAUGGGUGGUUUAACUUAUGCUAUCCUUGUUCCAAACUCUUUACAUGGUUUUGGUCAAUUCUGUUGUGUUCUAUUAGCUAUGUCUACUGUUGCUAAUAAUGUUCCAAAUAUGUAUACGAUUGCAUUAUCUGCACAAGCUAUGUGGGAACCAUUUGCUAAGGUUCCAAGAGUGUUGUGGACCCUAGCUGGUAAUGCAGCAACCGUUGGUAUUGCCAUUCCAGCAUGUUACUAUUUUGAAGGCUUUAUGCAAAAUUUUAUGGAUUCUAUCGGUUAUUAUUUAGCUAUUUACACAGCCAUUGCAUUAUCGGAACAUUUCAUUUACAGAAAAAAUUCUUUCAGAAAUUAUAAUAUUGAGGAUUGGAAUGAUAGUAGUAAAUUGCCUAUUGGUAUUGCAGGAACGGCUGCAUUAAUAGUGGCUGCCUUCGGUGUUGCUUUAGGGAUGUGCCAAACUUACUGGGUUGGUGAAAUCUCAAGAUUGAUUGGUGAUUAUGGUGGUGAUAUCGGUUUUGAAUUAGGUGCUUCUUGGGCAUUCAUAACUUACAACAUAAUACGACCAUUUGAAAUAAAAUAUUUCGGUCGUUAA
Maudiozyma saulgeensis is the source of this 1647-nucleotide messenger RNA. The record is from the annotation of a GenBank genome assembly. NCBI's taxonomy places the organism in Eukaryota, Fungi, Ascomycota, Saccharomycetes, Saccharomycetales, Saccharomycetaceae.